AUGCAGUCCCCCCGCCAGUACCGCGCCGUGAGGUCGGCGGUUGCUCGACAGGUUGAGACUGGGAAGAUUGUGAAUCUGCCAAACGAGAAGGUCAGCGUGCUGAGCGAUGAUGCUUCUUCUCAAACGAGCCAUUCCACCGCCGACUUGAAGGAGAAAAGCCACGAAGACGGCGAUAUCAUCGUGGGGUGGGAGGGUCCACAGGAUCCCCUCAAUCCUCGAAAUUGGUCUAUUGCCCGACGAUGCGUCAUCUUCGCUAUUCUCUGGAUCAAUGUCUUCGCCGUCGACUGGGCCUCGUCUGCCGAUAGUCAAGCUGGGUCCAAGAUCGCGAAACAGUUCCAUGUUAGCGAGGAAGCAGAGGCCCUCUCGCCCAGUCUGUACACCUUUGGACUGGCCAUUGGAUCACUGGCGGCUGGGCCUAUCGCUGAGACAGUGGGAAGAAAUCCUGUCUACGUUGUCUCAAGGAUCUUCCACGUACUUUGGCUAGUUGGAGCUGCCCUGGCUCCUAACUUCGGCGCGCAAUGUGUCUUCCGACUAUUCGCCGGCUUGUCAGGUAGUAUCUUGCUUGCCAUUCAUGCGGCGUCGACGGCAGACAUCUUCGGGCCAGUUCAUCGAACACUUGCAUGGCCAAUCAUCGCAUUGGCCUCAUUCUGGGGAACAGCUCUCUCGCCAGUCGUAGGUGCCUGGAUUGCUCAAUCGUCACACAUCAGCUGGCGGUGGACGGACUGGAUAGCAGUCCUACUUUCUGGAGCCACACUCAUCUUGACCCUGUUCUUCCUUCCAGAAACGUUCUCUCCAAUCCUACUCGCAUGGCGAGCAAAGCAUCUCCGCGACAUCACAGGGUCGGAACGGUUUAAAGCUGAAAUGGAUCUGCAAAAUACAAUCUGGAAACGGUUCCAAGUCGCCCUUCUGCGCGCAUUCCACAUGAUCACCCGAGAGCCUAUUGUCGUUCUGUUAGGAGGAUGGAUCGUGCUGGAGUAUAUCGUUGUCUUUGGUCUGCUCCAGGGCUUCACGUACAUCUUUGGCGAUACCUACAAUUUCGAGAGAGGCCUCAUCGGAACAGUCUUCGUGGCCAUCGGUAUUGGCUGUACGCUUUGGACUUGUUUCAUGCCAUACUACUAUCACCUCUACAAGCGCAAGGUGAAGACACUGCAUCAGCAGAUCACCGGUGAAUGGAGAGACGACCUGGUCAGGGCUGCCAACAUUCCUGGACAAGACCUACCAGAUCCUGAGUAUCGUCUCUGGUAUGCUUUGUUCGCUGCACCCGCGUUUCCUAUUAGUUUGUUCUGGUUAGGUUGGACGAAUUUUUCUUGGAUUUCGCCAUGGUCCGACUUGGGCGCAACGACUCUGCUUGGAUUUUCCUGGGCCGGUAUCUACGUGACCGUAUAUCAGUACAUACUGGACACUUAUGGAAUCUACUCCGGCAGCGCCCUAUCAAUCAUCACCUGCUGGCGAUAUCUAGUGUCUGGAAUGAUCAAUAUGGUGUCUCGUCCAAUGUACAACGGGAUCGGCGUGCACUGGACGAUGACUAUGCUUGGAUGCCUUGCUGUCAUCCAGAUGCCGCUUCCCAUCGUCUUCUACUUUUACGGUGACAGAAUCAGGAAAAGGAGUGCUUUCGCUAACAGGUAUGCGAGAACGAAUACUCCACGAACUCGAGAAGGGCACGCGUUGCAGUGGAAGUGA
Molecule: messenger RNA, 1680 nt
Organism: Zasmidium cellare ATCC 36951
Lineage: Eukaryota; Fungi; Ascomycota; Dothideomycetes; Mycosphaerellales; Mycosphaerellaceae
Exons: 2
Coding region: 1-1680 (559 amino acids)
Biological process (GO): transmembrane transport
Molecular function (GO): transmembrane transporter activity
Source: RefSeq, a predicted model, not a curated record